This is a messenger RNA of Canis lupus familiaris (dog), 10302 nucleotides long. It is a transcript of the gene CEP192, whose product is annotated as centrosomal protein 192. The record is from RefSeq and is a predicted model, not a curated record. Gene Ontology annotation, biological process: protein localization to centrosome; centrosome-templated microtubule nucleation; centrosome duplication. The transcript has 46 exons. The coding region runs from base 193 to 7830 and encodes 2545 amino acids. Lineage: Eukaryota; Metazoa; Chordata; Mammalia; Carnivora; Canidae. Gene Ontology annotation, molecular function: protein kinase binding. Gene Ontology annotation, cellular component: pericentriolar material; centriole; cytoplasm.
GCGGCCAGUCUAGGUAGCCGCGGGUGCAGCGGGGGGUUUGCGCACGCGCGCUUGCUGCGCUACCAGGCCGCCGCCUGCCUCCGCGCCUUUGCGUACAGCUCUGGGCUCCCGCUGCUCGAGUGGCGGGCCUGACUCUGUUUAAUAAAACAUGAGGUCCCUUUCGAGGCAGUCGUUUGGAGGACAGCUGUUUUUAUGAAAGUAUUUCCAUUUGCUGCUACCAUUUUGAGGUCAUUCGACUGGAGUUUUUACUGCUCCGAAAUCAGUCUUUUCACCGAAUUUCCGUUUUGUGAUCAAAGUUUACGUGAGAUGGAAAAUUUUCGAGGAAUAGCCGAAGAGUCAAUUCCAAGCUUUUUAACCAACUCAUUACUUGGUAAUAGUGAGAUUUUGGAAAAUGUCACUCUUUCUUCAAAUCUUGGCUUGCCUGUUGCCGUUUCAACACUUGCUAGGAAUAGAUCCGGCACUGACAACAGGUAUCCUGAUACAGAGGCUUCUUAUUUAGUAGAAGGGAGGUUUUCUGUUCCAUCUGAGUCCUCUCCCAGUAGCCAGAGUGAAGCUGAACCAAGAGAGAAGUUACACCUUAGCUUUCAGGAUGAUGAUUCUAUCUCUAAGAAAAAAAAUCCUAUAGAGGGUAAACAUUUGUCAGAUGCUGCUCUUGGAGAGUCUUCUUUGCAAAGUGAUAUAACAAGAACAGGAGAGGAGCAAGCUACAACUGCAAAACCCUUGCAGAGCCAAGAUCCUUAUGAUAGGAUUUCACCACUGGAACAAAUGCAAGAUUCACCUGUUGAUGUUUGUUUACAAUCAUGGUUGAAGAAUAAGGACAACAAGAUUGUUGUUCCUCAUGCUGGAAGACCUUUUGAAGACAAGAAUCCACACAGUGACUUAAGCCACACUAGUUUAUUAGAAAAUGAGAAACUUCCAUCACUGAGAAGCUUGGAGGAUUCUUCUGUAGAUGAUGAUAUUGAUGAUGAAGAGUUUUAUGAUGAACAUUUAGAGGCUUAUUUUGAGCAACUAGCUAUUCCAGGAAUGCUGUAUGAAGACCUAGGACAGGAACCUCCAGAAAAUGAUUUUAAAUUACCUACAAGUGAUUCAUGUCAGGCAAAUGAAAAUGGUAGUUUAAACUAUAAGUCUCAAGCAGAAAAUAACAGCUCUCCAAUUUCUGAUGGCUCACACUCUUCGGGAAGUUCUGAAACAACCCACAAAGAGUCUGAAGUAGGCCAUGUUGUUUGUCUGCCUGGGAUCAGUAAUUUUAUAGAUACUGGAGAUAGUAGAAGGCACGUAGGUGGUGUAUUAUCACUUUCUUCUAGUACUCGGGGAAUUGAACAAGAGAACAAAAGGGAAGACAGUUUGAAGGGCAUUGUCCCACAUCAUGGCAGAGAAAUCUCAAGGGAAGAAGUUCCUGUGAAGACUAUCCAAGCUGCUAAUGCAAAACUUAACCCUGUUUAUUUUCAUGACACAAAUGCCAAUAAAGGUGAAUUUGACUUAGUGGACCUUUUGAAGCUGGAUGCCGUCUCUCUUCAUGAAGAUAAGCAUUUGGCAUCUAAUUCAGAAAUAAUUUUGCCUAUGGAUAAACGUUUAGACACUGAAACUCCUAAAGUGUCUAUUCAAAAAUAUGUGGACAAAGCAUCUUUGAAGCCUGUUAGUGACAAUGGAAUUAUUUCCCCUAAUAGUCUACGAUCACCAACUAUUGAAAGGCGAAUAUAUGAAUGUUACAAGUCCAUUGAAAAGAGUAAAGAACAAACAGAUCUAUCACCGAGUGUGGUCUAUCAAAAUGAAGAAGGCAGAUGGGUCACUGACCUUGCGUAUUACACAUCUUUUAAUAAAGAGCAAGUUUUAAAUAUGUCUCUAGCUGACGAGAUGAAUGAAGACUUCAGAUCUGGUUCUGAGGCACUGGAUUUGAUUGAUCAAGAUGAAGAAGAAUUUAAUAAAGAGCAUCAAUUUAUGCAGGAAGAAAAUAUAGAUGCCCGGAACACUUCAGCUGCACUAGGUGAUACGUCUUGGGGAACUUCAAUUAAUUACAGUUUGUUGAGGAAAUCACUUAGCACAUCAGAUUUGGACAAAGAUGAUGCCAGUUAUUUACGCCUAUCAUUAGGAGAGUUCUUCGCUCAAAGAUCUGAAGCUCUUGGCUCCCUUGGUGGUGGUUACAAUGUGAAAAGACCAUCGUUUGGUUAUUUUAUUAGAUCACCAGAGAAGAGAGAACCUGUUGCUCUAAUAAGAAAAUCUGAUGUAUCCAGAAGUAAUUUGGAAAAAGAAAUGACUCUUGUUAACCAUGAUAUAUUUUCAGGAGACUUAAAAACACAGCCAAACGAAGGAUCAGUUACACUUCAGGCUGAAGAACUGGAGAGCAUUUCACAAGUGGAUGAAAGUGAUAAGACAUUAACUGUCAAUAACAGCAAAACAGAGGACAAUUUCUUCAUGAGUAGUAAACCCCAAAGAGAUAAAAGCAAGAUACCUACUGGUGGUGAUUCUGUACUUAGGAUAAGCACCAUUGCUUCAGCCAUUGCAGAUGCAUCAGUGAGUACUGAUCCUUCCCAACUUGCUGCCAUGAUCAAGGCACUUUCAAAUAAAACCAGAGAGAAGACUUUUAAGAAGGAUAAUAAACAAAAGGACUAUUCCACUGUGUCUCAUUUCUUACCUAGUGAUACAGAAAAAAGUAGUGGCUCCAGCAUGUUUGAUAUGGAGAAAUACCUUAAAAAAACAGAAGUUAGUAGAUAUGAAGGUGGACUGGAAAACUUUUCAAGAGCUAGUACGUCUGAUAUUUGGGAUUUAUCUUUGCCCAAAGAACAGACUACACAAGACAUCCAUACAGUGGACUUAGGUGCUACUAAUAAAAAUAUAAGGGAACCAGAAGAAAAUACAGUAUUUACUUUUUAUGGUGAAAAUGGAAAGAGUGAGAAUCAAGAAUCGUUUAGAACAAACUUUCCACAUUCAAUUCUUACAAAUAGAAAAGAGAGUGAAAAUACUGUAGUUGAUGUGAAGACCUGUCCUAUUGACAACAAAUUACCAGACAUUGGUAACUGUGAAACAGCUCCAUCAGUAUCCACUCCCAAAUCUGAUAGUUAUUCAUUAGUAAGGAAUCCCAGGAUAGCAUCUGUUUGGCUGUCAGAAGAGUGUGAAGAAAUACCAAAUAAUGGAGAAAAUCAGAGGCAAAAUGAAUGUGCUAGUGAAGCAAGCAACAGUGAAAAACAUGUGACUUUUGGAAAACAUUGCAUAGUUGCACCUAAAAAUGUUGAUUUGCAAAAUCACUCUCCUGAACAUGGUGGACAUGGCUCAGAGGAUGACCAGGAUAGCUUCAGACCUUCCUCUUCUCCACUGAAUCAUUCUUCUCCUAGUGAAACCUCUGGAACAAGUUUAUCAGGGUGUGCUUUAGAGUCUUUUGGUUCAGCAGCUCCUCAGAAGCCCCCCUGUGAGAGUGAGUCAUCUGCAUUGGUGUGUCCACAAGCCAGUGUGAGUAGGCUGACUUACGUGUCUGAACAAGAGAGCACCUGUCCCACUACAGCCUCAGAUCAUGGCCUUGAGGAUCGCAAGAGUGAUGUCACCAGUGAAUUGAGCAGCACAAUUAUUCAAGCCAGUCCAGUUCCAUCAGAGGAACGGGCUAUGGAAAAGCAGAGAGAAAAAGGUCUGUUUCAAAGUAGAAGUAAAGUAGCACUGUCCUAUAAUCAGAAAAACGCAGAUACAGACAAUGUGACUGAAACGACUUCUCUGAGUAGCAGACCUGAAGAUGUAAAGCCUUACUUCAGGUUGGAUAAAGAUCUUUCCUCCAAAAGUGGAGACCUAUCAGAAACUGGUGCAGUAGGGUUGACCUCUAAACCCAGUGAAUUGGACCAGAUCAGCCUGGGUCUACUGAGCAAGUCAGGUCUCACCCACCCAGUUGUGUCAGCGAUGCCACACCUCCCUGUGUCACACCAGACGUUUGUGAACAAAGAUGAAAGAGUAGCCUCUGAAGAUAUGUUAACUGCUGGCAGUGCAGUAAGUGGCCAGAUUCCUCAUUGGAUGGCCCCUGGAAACCAGGGCGCCCCUGUUCCCAGCACUAUGCCUUGUAGCUCUGCUCCUGAGAUGCAGAACAUGCUCACUGCAGUUCCUACACUCUUGACUCAGCAUUCUUUUACCACAGCUCCCUUGGCCCAGCAGUAUUUGGGAACACUGCCUCAGUGCCAGGCUGGCAGUGCCACCGUCUCUGGAUUCUCAGGAAGCUGUCCAUAUCCUGCUGUCGCAGGAGAACAUGUUCAGAACUCUGUGGCCAUGGGAAUUUGUCUAGGACAAAAUAUCGGCUCUGGAUUGAUGGGUGCCUCUUCCCUUUACAACCCAUAUUCUAAUGCCUUAAAUCAGAAUCUUCUAAGUACAGCAAAACCUUUUCCUAUGCAGCCUGUUGGUACAAAUUGUGGAAUUGAACCAUGGGAUUCAGGAAUACUGUCAGGAUUUGGGAAGGUAAGAGUACCUGAAGAACUGAAGUUUCCUCAUGCUUGCUGUGUUGGCAUUGCUUCACAGACCUACCUUAGUGUACUUAAUCCAGCUGACCGCUGGCUACAGGUCAGCAUUGGGGUUCUCACCAUUAGUAUCAAUGGUGAAAAGGUGGAUCUUUCAGCAUAUCCUUGUUUAGUCUUCAAGAAUAAAGUCAUCAUAAGACCUCAUGCCACGGAAGAGAUAAAAGUACUUUUCAUACCAUCUGAUUCUGGGAUUUUCAGAUGUAUAUUCAGUGUUGCUUCUUGGCCAUUUUCAGCAGAUGCUGAGACCAUAGCACAAGCAGAAGCUUUGGCAAGCCGAGUCAUUCUCACGGCUGUUGCAGAGACCCCUGUGAUCGAGGUAGAUACAGAAAAGAAAGAUGUUCUUGAUUUUGGUGACUUGACUUACGGAAGCUGGAAAGCUCUGCCAUUAAAAUUGAUAAACAAGACUCAUGCCACUGUGCCAAUCAGACUUGUUAUUAAUGCUAAUGCCGUAGCCUGGCGCUGCUUCACAUUUUCCAAGGCACCCAUCCGUGCCUCUUGGAAAGAGACUCCAUAUGCCGAUGUGAUUGCUCAGCUUGCAGCUCCUUCUGUGGUCAACCAUGUGAUGCCUGCUAGUUAUGAUGGACAGGAUCCAGAGUUUCUGAUAAUUUGGGUUCUUUUCCAUAGUCCAAAGAAACGGAUCACUUCUUCAGGUAAGAUCUUGGACUCAGCAGAAGAGUUCUUGGCAAGAGUGGAUAUAGAAGUUGAUAGCCCAAACCCUACACCAGUCAUUAAAAGUGUUCGUCUCCAAGCAAGAACAGGAAUAGCUAGGAUACAUGCUCCAAAAGACUUACAGACUAUGCACUUGUUUGCCAGUGUGGCUUCCUCAACAAAGCAGCACUUACCUUUGAAAAAUGCAGGGAAUAUUGAUGUUUACUUGGAUAUCAGGAUUCCAGAUCAAGGAAGUCACUUUUCAGUGGAUCCAGAGAAUCUAUUCCUUAAACCUGGAGAAGAACGAGAAGUUACAGUUACAUUUACUCCAGAGGACCCCAAGACCUGUGAGGAAAGGAUCUUGAAAAUAUUCGUGCAGCCCUUUGGACCUCAAUAUGAAGUGGUGUUAAAAGGUGAAGUCGUUUCUUCAGGAAAUAAACCUCUGACACCUGGCUCUUGCUGCUCAGAUGUUCCAUCGAUUUUGUCCAACAAGCAGUUUCUGGCCUGGGGAGGUGUUCCUCUUGGUAGAACACAGCUUCAGAAGCUGGCUUUAAGAAAUAAUUGUACAGCUACAACUCAGCAUCUGCGACUCCUCAUUAGAGGACAAGACCAGGACUGCUUUCAGGUUUGUACACUUCAACACACUUUUGGUUCUGAAGAACGACUAACCAGUAACUGUGAGAUUAGAAUGUGUCCAAAAGAAGAUGUUCACAUCUCUGUGUUAUUUGCACCUACUCGAUUAUCUUGUAUGUUGGCUAAACUAGAAAUUAAACAACUGGGAAUUCGAUCCCAACCAGGCAUUAAGUUUACGAUACCUUUGUCUGGAUAUGGAGGAACAAGUAAUCUUAUUUUGGAAGAUGUUAAGAAGUUAUCUGACAGUUACAUGGUAACAGUGAAUGACUUAAUACCUGGCAAAGAAAGUAGAAUUGUUUUUUCUGUUCAUAACACCGGCUCUCGGGCAGCUUUUGUAAAAGCAAUAGGUUUUAAGGAUUCUCAGAAAAAAGUUUUGCUGGAUCCUAAAGUACUAAGGAUUUUUCCAGAUAAAUUUGUGCUCAAAGAAAAAACACGAGAAGAUGUUACUAUAAUAUAUAAUCCGUUAGACACAAAGAACAAUUACACAACCACAACAGAACUGUCAACUAUAUACUUCUUUGGUGGUGAUGAAAUUUCGAGGCAGCAGUAUCGAAGAGCCCUUUUGCAUAAACCAGGGAUUAUAGAACAAGUGCUUCCAGAACAUAGUGUGCUGCAGAACGUUGAUUUUGCUGAGACAUUUCAGGAUGAGUUACUAGUAACUGAAGUGUAUGAUCUUCCCCAACGACCAAAUGAUAUUCAGCUCUUCUAUGGAAAUAUGCGCAAAAUUAUACUUUCAGUAAUUGGAGAAUUCAGAGAUUCUGUGUCUAGCAGUGAAUUCCUUCAGCCUUCUUCCAAACUUAGCUUAGAAUCUAAAAGUGAAUCUGACAGUUCUGGGAAACAUGGUGGCAAUGUUUCUUUGGAUGUUUUACCAGUUAAAGGUCCUCAAGGUUCUCCACUUCUUUCACAAGCCGCUUGCCCACCUCAAGAUAAAUCAUCCUCCAGGGAAAUGUGGACUGUCCAACCUGAACACUUGAUUUUGAUGGCCCCUUCUCCUUGUGGUCUGGCAAAAACUGCACGUUUCCAGAUUUUAAAUAAUUCCAUUAGGUUACUAAAAUUUGAGUUAUACUGGCCGGCACAUUGCCUUACAGUAACACCACAACAUGGAUUUAUCCCACCAGAGAGUAAGCUACAAAUUCUCGUGAGUCCUAAUUCCUCUUUAUCCACAAAACAUUCAAUGUUUCCAUGGAGUGGUUUCAUCUAUAUACAUUGUGACAAUGGACAGAAGAAAGUUGUGAAAGUUCAAAUUCGAGAAGACUUGACCCAGAAAGAACUUACUCAUUUGGCCUCCAGCUCAUUUGGAAUCCUUUCCCCAGAAACUGAUCCUUCUGUUAGUCAUCUGGUGAAGCCGAUGACAAAACCACCUUCCACAAAAGUUGAAAUAAGAAAUAAGACUGUUACUUUUCCUGCAACAGAACCUGGUGAAACUUCAGAAAAUUGUCUGGAACUUGAGAAUCAUGGUAAUGCAGAAGUGAAGUGGCAUCUGUCAUCUUUAGCUCCACCUUAUGUCAAGGGAGUUGAUGACAGUGGAGAUGUUUUUAGAGCUACCUAUGCAGCAUUCAGAUGUUCUCCUAUUUCUGGUAUACUGGAAAGCCGAGGAAUUCAGAAGGUCUCCAUCACGUUUUUGCCCAGAGAUAGAGGGGAUUAUGCUCAGUUUUGGGAUGUUGAGUGUAACCCCCUUAAGGAGCCUCAUAGGAAACAUACCUUGAGAUUUCAACUCUCUGGGCAAAGUGUCAAAGCAGAAAAUGAGCCUGAAGGUUCACAAAUUUCCACAAACUCCCUCAUUAAACUGGAUAAUUUAGUUAAGCCCCGAAGACAAGGUGUAUCAGAGACUGCUCUCAUACCCAGCAGGCAGCUUGACCUGACUCACCGUGGGGUUUAUGCCUCAGAAGAUGUGUAUCGGUUUCUGCCAACUAGGGUAGGGGAAUCCAGGACGUUGAAGGUCAAUUUGCGAAAUAAUUCUUUCAUUAUGCACUCUCUGAAAUUUUUAAGUCCCAGAGAGCCUUUCUACGUCAAACAUUCAAAAUACUCUCUGAGGCACCUUCCCCAUGGCACUCAUGAGGCCUGACGGAGCUGUUCUCCUGCUGAAACGUGAAAGCUGCCCAAGGCCUUUGGGACAUAAACUGACUGCAACAUAGUCAGGAGAGCUUCCCCCAGAGGCCACAGGACUUUUGCCUAGUUCAGAGGUGGGGAACAUGAAUGUAUGUGGGAGAUGUAGCCCCCUUAAAGCGAUAGAUUGUAAAGAAUGUAAUAGGGAAAGAUAAACCCUGAUUAUCACUUUUUUGGUAACGUUUGUUUUGAGGACUUGAAGUGAUCAUUUCUGUCAUAGCUGUGUAAAAAGAAUUCAUUCAUGUUCCACUUAACCCUGAAGAGCAUUCUUCUGUUAACCUAUUGUUUUAUUCAAGUCUAAUCUGCUUAGACAGUAGAGUAACUCAUUUCUCCCCUCCUGUGCCCACGUCUGCCUGUACCCAGCAUCCUGGCAGGCUCCUGCUGCAGAGCUACCCAACUCUGUUAUGUCAUUCCAGAGGAUAGGAAGGUUCUCACACUAAGUCACACUGGGGACAGCACUGUCAUUACUUCUUACCAACACACAGGAACCAAGGAGUUUUACCUCAUUUUCUUUGAUAAUGAUAGUACCUUGGCUAUGCUAAAGGGCUACUUUUUUCCUGCACAGAGUAUUCCUUUUCAAUUAAAAAGAGAAAGAAAAAUUAUGGUUUAUAUAAUUUGUAGCUUCUGUAGAUGGGGACAUGUAGUUAAGGAGGUGGUUUAGAGUGCUUCACUCUCUUAUGCCUCUUUGGUCUUUUUGUGCCUUUGCUGUAAUGUUGGUCCUCAGCUAGUUAAGGGAUUUUGAACUAGACGUCUCCUCUGGGCCCUACCUUUUUCCGUGUGUGUGUGUGGUGUGUGUCUGUAGAAGACAGAGGUCAAAGCAGUUUUUAAUAAUAGUACAAGGUUAAAUAUAUCCAUCUUGUAGUGUUUUAGAGCUGCGUUCAAUUUCACAGUCCUUUCUAAAUUACAUUCUAGUUUAUUCAGAGUACCUAUAAAUCUAAAGCAAACAAUACAUUUUUAUCAUAAUACAUUCUUAAAACAUUCUCAGUUGAAUAUAGAACAUUUCUGUUCCAUAUUAAAAUUUGUUAAUGAUGGAUUUCUCAGAUUUAUUUCAGGAUAUUUUAUUACUUUCAGUAACUUAUAAGGUAUAAAGCCUCUUAAGUUAGCAAACUGUACUACAUUAUUCUGGGUGCUGAAAUGCUAACGUGAGGGACGCCCGGGUGGCUCAGAGGUUGAGCGCCUGCCUUCAGCCCAGGGCGUGAUCCUGGAAUCCCAGGAUCAAGUCCCACAUCGGGCUCCCUGCGUGGAGCCUACUUCUCCCUCUGCCUGUGUCUCUGCCUCCCUCUCUCUCUCUCUCUCUCUCUCUCUGUCUCAUGAAUAAAUAAAUAAAAUCUUAAAAAAAAAAGAAAAAAGAAAUGCUAAUGUGAAAGAUAAAAUGAUAGUUUGUCAGUGCCAAGGACUAGGUACCAUUUUUCUUAAAGUCACAUUGCUUUGAUAUAGGAAAUUAGAGUACAAUGCAUUUGGGGAAAAUAACCCAGAUGUGUGGUGUGUGUGUGUGUGUGUGUGUGUGUGUGUGUACACGUACAUAUACAUAUAUUUUUAAAAUUCUGCCCUGCCAGUUAUAUCCAGGAAAGGGGCUCUGAAAUACUAAAACUGUUCUCCAAAAUACUAAAAUACCCAAAAGCCAACACUGUACUGAGUUUUAUCAGGAAACAUAAUUCCAAGAUAUAGUGGAAACAAAAGCAUAUAACCGUUCUGAUUGCUGAACUUUAAAACAUGUAGUUCAGAGAUGAGACUCAAGGAUGAAGUACCUUCCCUCUGAGGAAAGUCUAAAAGCUAUAAAUUUUCACUUAAAACAAUUAAGACUAAACGUCAGUGACAUCACAUAGGUUGUGAUAAAGUAUAUGUGGUUUCAGUCACCAUAGGAAUAAAGGGUUUUAAAAAAAAAGGAAUAAAGGGUUUUUUGUUGUUGUUGUUUUUGAAGCUCUUGGGAUCUAGUUUUAUGAACAGAAACCUCCCAACAUGAUAUUUUUUAAAAAAUGAUUUUUUAGAGAAAGAGAAUGAACACAUGCAAGCAGGGGGAGGGGCACAGGGAGAGGGAGAGAAUCUCAAGCAGUAUCCCUGCUGAGUGUCGGGCCUGACAGGGGCUUGAUCUCAUGACCCUAAGAUCAUGACCAGAGCUGAAACCAAGGGGUAGAUGCUCAGCCCAACUGAGCCACCCAGGCACCCCCAACAUAAUAGUUUUAGAGACAGGGCACUCAUUUCCUGCCUCUGUAUCCAGUUGACCCUUGAACAAUGCAACAGUUAGGGCUGCCGACCUCCAUGCAGUAGAAAAUCUGUGUAUAACUUUUAACUCCCCCCAAAUUUAACUUUUAAUGGUCUGUGGACCAGAAGCCUGACCAAUAAUAGCAUUUUUGUGUAUGUCUUAUAUACUAUAUUCUUACAAUAAAGUAAGUUAGAGAAAAGAAAAUGUGAUCAAAAUCAUGAGAAAAUA